GCUGUAAAGCACCAGAGCGGUCUGGUUUCGUCGGAGCUCAGGUUGCGUCCCCCUUCCUCGGCUGGUGCAUAUACGGUUUGUUGAUUGAUGGCGUUCUUCUAUUUCCCUUGGCAUUCCUUGGACUGUUGCCAGAUAUUGCGUCAUCCCGCCGAUGACCAUGAGUAUUAUCAGUCUUCUUCCUUCUAUCGAUGGGUUCCCUUGUUCCCAGUACUCAAGUGCUUUAUCGAUUUUUUCUAGGGUUCUUGCCCAUGUGCCCACUUGUUCAACUUUGUUUCCGAUCCAUGCUCCUAAACAUCUUACUGGCUCCCCUUCUCUAGCUAUCUUCACGUGUUCUGGGAUUAAGUCGAUGGUUCCAAUUGGGAUCAUUUCCGUUUUAUUUAUGUUGAAUCUGGCUCCGGAUGCUUUGCACCAUUUGUCAAUUAUGUCUAGGAGCUCGCCGAAGUCGUCUUCUGCAUCGAGGUAUACAGCAGUAUCGUCUGCAAACAGUGUAGCUAUUAGCCUUUCCACUUUACCCUUUAUUUUGAUUCCUUUUAGUUUAGAUUGGCGUAGUGAUUCAGCUAGUGGUUCUAUUGCCAGGUUAAAUAGUAGGCAUGAGAGUGGGUCCCCUUGGCGUACCCCUCGGGUAACUUUGAAUGGGCUUGAGCUUUUUU
This is a messenger RNA of Mycena citricolor, 650 nucleotides long. The record is from the annotation of a GenBank genome assembly. NCBI's taxonomy places the organism in Eukaryota, Fungi, Basidiomycota, Agaricomycetes, Agaricales, Mycenaceae.